Molecule: messenger RNA, 7672 nt
Organism: Xiphophorus hellerii (green swordtail)
Lineage: Eukaryota; Metazoa; Chordata; Actinopteri; Cyprinodontiformes; Poeciliidae
Gene: pacs1b
Product: phosphofurin acidic cluster sorting protein 1
Exons: 24
Coding region: 418-3135 (905 amino acids)
Biological process (GO): protein localization to plasma membrane
Molecular function (GO): transmembrane transporter binding
Source: RefSeq, a predicted model, not a curated record
GCUCCUUCCCCAGACUGAAGAGGCGUUGUUCCUCUUGGUUUUCGCUCACUCUGCGACUCCACCGUCACAAAUUUCCGCUUCCUGCACCGAUAAACACCCGGAGCCGAGCACACACAAGAGCCGACGCGAAGUUUAAGCGAGGACGGAGACGACAGGCUUUCGCUCGACCCCGCUUUUCGGGUACAAACUCCGCCAGAAACGUCGGGCAUGUUUUACGCUGUUUGCCGUUGAUUAGCGCCACACGGAACAACUUUCCGUUAGCGCUCGCGAGCGUUAACACGUCUGCUGCAGUUGGAGGUUAGAUCAUUUUAAGACCCUACAAAGGAGAGAAGGACCGACACUCUCAAGAAGGACGACUCAUACCCCACCGCUAUCGUUAUAUACGACUGAAAGACCCCCAAUUUUUCAGCCUCCAGGAUGUCGGAGCGAGGAGGGCUCCCGCGGACUGGGGGCGUCCCUUCGCCGCACAUGCAGCCCUCCAAGCCGGUCAGCAUCACCUCCAACCGGCCCGUCCAUAUGAACCUCUACGCCACCUGGGAGGUCGACCGAUCCUCGCCCAGCUGCGUGCCGAGGCUCUUCAACCUGACCCUGAAGAAGCUGAUCAUGCUGAAGGAGCUGGACAAAGAUCUCACUUCGGUGGUCAUCGCCGUCAAGCUGCAGGGCUCCAAACGGAUCUUGCGCUCCAAUGAGAUCCUGCUCUCCUCUGCAGGACUGACGGAGACCGACUUACAGCUCACCUUCUCCCUGCAGUACCCACAUUUCUUGAAGAGGGAUGCCAACAAGCUUCAGAUCAUGCUGCAGCGGCGGAAGAGAUACAAGAACCGGACCAUCCUGGGCUACAAGACCCUGGCUUUGGGGCUCAUCAACAUGGCCGAGGUGAUGCAGCACCCCAGCGAGGGGGCCCAGGUUUUGGGGCUCCACAGCCAGCUGAAGGAUGCUUCUGUCCCCGUCGCCGAGAUCAGAGUCUACUCCCUGUCCAGCCAGCCCAUCGACCAUGAGGGACCCAAAGCGAAGAUGUCUGAUCGCUCCCCAGACAUUGACAAUUAUUCUGAAGAAGAGGAAGAGAGCUACUCAUCCGAGCAGGAGGGCAGCGACGACCCUAUUCAUGGGCAGUAUCUGUAUGACGAAGACGACGAGGUGAGGAAGAAGAAGCCGCGGCGUAAGCUCCCUCCCAACGCCGGCAGCACCAGGCAACCCAACAUCAAGCAGAAAUUUGUCGCCUUGCUGAAGAGGUUUAAAGUCUCCGAUGAAGUUGGUUUCGGUUUGGAGCACGUGUCGAGGGAGCAGAUCCAGGAGGUGGAGGAGGAUCUGGACGAGCUCUACGACAGCCUGGAGAUGUACAACCCCAGCGACAGCGGGCCGGAGAUGGAGGAGACCGACAGCAUCCUCAGCACACCCAAACCCAAGCUGAGGCCGUUCUUUGAAGGAAUGUCUCAGUCCAGCUCGCAGACGGAGAUCGGCAGUCUAAACAGUAAAGGCAGUCUGGGUCGAGAUACGUUCAGUCCACAGGGGGAUCAGCCUCCCCUGGAGAAGAUGAAACCCUCCCGCAGUCGCAAUCUGGACGAGAUCCCAUCAGAGACGGACACACUGGAGCUGACAGACCAGGAGCUUUUUGCCGAAGUUGGUCCUUGCAUUACAGUGUCUGUGGCAGAGAAACCCCGUACCCCCCUGAAAAGCAGCAAAAAUGAAAUGCAGCCUAUAGCAUCUCCAAGACUGGAUGGAGGCCACACGCCCAGGCAGAAGCGCAGCAGCAACACGCCCAUGAAGGAGAGGCAGCUGUCCAAGCCUCUGAGCGAACGCACCAACAGCUCCGACUCGGAGCGAUCCCCGGAGCUGGGACACAGCACGGCGGCUCUGAGGAAAGUCGUGUACGAUCAGCUGAACCAGAUUUUAUCAGACUCUGCCCUUCCUGAGAGCCUCAUCUUAGUCAACGCCACAGAUUGGCAAGGGCAGUUUGUUGCAGAGCAGCUUCAAGGACAGAGACACCCGGUGGUCUGCACGUGUUCAGCCGCUGAGAUCCAGGCGGUACUUUCUGCUGUGCUCACACGCAUACAGAAGUUCUGUAACUGUAACUCCUCCAUGCCCAGGGCGGUGAAGGUGGUGGCCGUGGGCAGCCAGAGUUACCUGGGAGCCAUCCUGCAGUUCUUCGUCACUCAGCUGGCGAACAAAACCUCCGACUGGCUCAACCACAUGCGCUUCCUGGUGGUUCCUCUGGGAUCGCAUCCAGUCGCUAAACACCUCGGAUCCCUUGACAACCGCUACAGCUCCUCCUUCCUGGACGGAGCGUGGAGAGACGUGUUCAGCCGUUCUGAGCCGCCUCAGACGGAUCAGUUGGACAUUUCUGGAAGAAUCAGUCAGUACAUCAGCGGCGCCUCAGUCACUCACCAGCUGCCCAUCGCAGAAGCAAUGCUGACCUGCAAGCACAAAACGCGGGAAGAAGAAUCUUACCAGAAGUUCAUCCCCUUCAUCGGGGUCGUAAAGGUCGGCCUCAUCGAAUCUGCGAGCUCUCCGACAGGAGAUCCAGAGGAGGGUGUUGGAGUCAGCUUGGCCGUCCCGUCGACGUCUCCGCCGUCUCACGGCUCCCCCUCAGGACUGAUCAAAGAGGCAGCCACACCCCCCUCGUCCCCGUCCAUGGGCAGCGUCCUCACAGUACAAGGGAGCCCCAGCAUGCCUCACGGUGUGGACGCCAUCGGCCUGCAGGUGGACUACUGGCUGGCUUCGCUGGCGGACAAGCGGCGGGAGGGCGAGCGACGCGACACGGGCUGCAAGAACACGCUGAAGAGCGCCUUCCGCUCACUGCAGGUCUGCAGGCUACCAGGAGGGGGCAGCAGCGACCCACAGACCCUGGUUAACACCAUGGCCAUGACCGUGGUCACCAAGGAAAAGAACAAAAAAGUUCCCACCAUCUUCCUGGGAAAGAAGCCCAAGGAGAAGGACAUGGACUCCAAGAGCCAGAUGAUCGAGGGCAUCAGCCGCCUCAUCUGCUCCGCGAAGCAGCAGCAGACCAUCUUGAAAGUGUCCAUAGAUGGCGUCGAGUGGAACGACGUCAAGUUCUUCCAGCUGGCCGCGCAGUGGCCCACUCACGUCAAGUACCUACCGGUCGGACUUUUCGGCUACAGCAAGCCCCCGUCGUAGGACCGAGCUUCAACUCCUCCACCUCGCCGGACUUUCUUCUCCCCUCACCCCAUUUUUUUUUUUGCACAAAAGACCUGCAGAGAAGACGGGGAGCAAGCAGCCGGACCAUUUUUCUUUCUUCAAUUCCACCAAAAAGAAAAGAAAAAAAAAAAGUCACAUUCGUCUUAUUUCUCUAUGGAGGAGGAGGAGGAGGGUGCUGGAGUGCAACGCUGUUACAAGUCACUUUAAUGCUCUUUUUUUUAUGUGUGUGUGUGCGGAUUAGGUGCGCAUGCACACGUGAAUGUACAUAAUGUUUGUGUGUGUGUGUGUGUGUGUGUGUAUGCGUGAGUUUACAAGGAUAUCACAGCACAAGUUUAUUAGCUAGCCGCCAUUUAUGUUUCCGUUUUAAGGAAUGCAGCAGCAUGUAAAAAAAACAAAAAACAAAAACAACCCACUUUAAGCCCUAAACUCUCUCAUCACACCACCUGAUCGACACACAACCUGCGUGCCAGAAACGUUCACUUCCGCUUCAGUUUGCAUGGGCAGUCAAACCACGAAGGCUCCAUCGCUCAAAAGGCAUGAAAAAGUCAUUUCUACACAAAAAUUUAUCAACUAAUGUACUUCUUUUUUUUUUUCCAUUUCAAGGGCUUCCAUUUAGCAGUUUUUUUUCCUGCAAAACAAAAAACUAUUUAGAUGUUCAAAUGCCAAAAAAAAAAGAAAGAAAAAAAAACUACAUAGAUACAAGGGGGACGUGUCUUUUAUUUUAAAGUAGUGCUCUUGUGAAAACCAGUAAAACCUUCCCUCCUAUUAACACCGUAUCGUGACGCGUAGUGGUAAAUCUGACGUGCCGUUUUUCUUUAUCUUCAAUCGCUAUGCACUCCUGAACACACACGGACCAUUUGAAUGACUUCAGCUGGCGGUAAAGCAUAAUAACCUGACGAAAUAUGCAGCAGGUACAACUGCUAAGAACAAAAUGCAUGCUUCGACAGCAUCGACGGGAAUAUGUGGAGAAAAAAAAAAAAAAAAAGUGUGCUUUUAUUUAUUUUUUUACCGUAUCCGUUUCUAGAUAGAAGCACAAAUGUCAGCUUGAUUUAGUAUGCCACGUUUUUUUUGGCAACAGUAAAAAACAAAAUGGACCUGAAGAAAAUAUCAGUCUGUGCGCAUCCACCACUUCCCCUGAGACUUCCUAAUGACAACGUAUCGGGGGAAAUCAUUGAGUUAUUUCAGUGCAGGUCUGUUUUCUCCAGGACGUCGUGAGGUAAUUAGUGACUCGACUGUACAGUAAGAGGUAACAAAUGUGUACGUGACGAAUAAAACACGACAUGGUCAAAAACCUAAAGGUUUCAAAAGAUAAUAACAGUAAUCAAAAAGUGUGAUAAACAGUUUUCUAUAAUGUGCUGGGAGACGUGUAGUGUGUGUGUUUGUGAUGUGGUGAUUAUCGAUAUCACUGAUUAUCUGAUUAGGGCUGCAGAAGCUGCAGUGGUCAUCUUGUUCACGUUGUAGCUGCACACAAGGCAAAAUGCUGGGGUUGACCUUUUUUAAAAUGAAUAAAUAUAAAUCCAGCAAAUAUAAACUAUAGAAAUUCUCCAAAUAUGAUUAUCUAUUCAAAUGAUUGACUUGUGACAUGUUUCGGAAAAACACAUCGCCUUGUGUCGUCUACAGCGUGACACUCUCCAUCGCCACUGAAGUAUUACAGAAAAUAGUUUUUUAAAAUAGUGUUAACGCUGAUCUCUUUAUUUAAAAUAGUUUAUUUGACAAUAGAGAGGAUUAUAUUUUUUUCUCUGAGUUGAUGUUACAGUGUUACAGUUGUGAUGUCGGUAGCGUGCGUCUUUUUUGUUUGUUUGUUUGGCGCCACCUGAUGUAUGAAUCUUCUCAGUUCACAGAUCACACUCUGUCUCCUCCUGAUCGAUUUUUAAUAAGUUAUUCUUCAUAUCUGAAUGUAUCUUCUUUGGUUGCUCUUCACUGAGUUUUAGAAAUGAAAUAUCCCACAGACUAUGAUUUUGGCAAGCCAGUCUUCCUGAACUUGAUUUUUUUUAUUUAUUUUAUUUUAUUUUUUUAUUUUUUUCAUUUUGAUUGAGAGUUGCACGUUAGCGGCUCGGUUUUAGUCGUCCAUCAGAUAUUGUUGUACUGUUGAUUUGACCUAGAUGUUGCUCAAACUGAACCUGAGCUCAAAGUUUUAUUCUGAACUUGAAGCUGCAGAAACACUAGGCUCUGAUGUGUUGUUUCAAAGGAAAACUACAUUAAAUUUAAAAAAAAUUAUAAUAAUAACCAAGAUCUAAAGUUUGCAGCAAAUUAAUGGAAACAAGUUUUGGAUCCUCAAGCUCUGAACUCAAGCAAUGUGUGUGUUUUGUUUAAUAUUAUCUUUUUAAAUCAUUUAAGAAAAAGUUUACGGCUGUACACAGUACCAAACUAACACUUUAUUAAACUCUAUGCUGUGUACAGGCUUUAAAACUGGGUAACUUUAAAGUACAGCAAAAUAACACACCAUAUGAUGUCCUUUAGUGUCAUAAACUGCAAUAUUCAGUUUUCUUGACGCCAACAGAUGUUUUGCCCCAAAGACGAUUCUGCAGAUUUUGUAGGCGGGUUUGCUGAAGGGCUAGGCUAAGGUUAGCAUCUGUAAUCUGCUUUGACUUGGCUGGUCACAUCUUUCAGUGUGAAUCCAGUUAAUUGUCUACACAUAAAACGAUACUGAAAAGCUGUUACCCUUCUGCUUUAGAAACCGAGCGCUCUGCCUUGAUCGUCACACAUUUUAAUGAAUGGUGUUUCAGCUGCUCUCUACUGAGUUUUCCCUGAAGCCACAUCCUUGUAGAUGCAACGAGCAGACCGAAAAGAAGCUGCAGCAGCCAGUGCAGUCUCUUCUUCUUCACUGUGAGCAUCGUUGUAAAAGAUUCAAAGCACCUGAAUGUUCAUGGUCACAAUUUUUAAAAAGUGGCUGAACAAAUUGUAGUCGACGGACGGCACACAAACAACCAGCGUAGGGGGUUGAACUUAGUGCGGAGCAUUGAUCAAAACCACAUCAGGACAUCUUCAUUCUCUACUAUAUAGAUUUUAAAGCUCUACUCAUCAAAAAGCUGAUAUACCCACAAUAGUUUUGGCUGUAACGUGUCCUAGAAAGUAAUUUAAUUCUUCUUAUACGAGCUAAAACUAGCUAAACCAAAUUAGCCAAAUUAACUGGUAGGCUUGAAGUAGCAUUCAAUUGCAUAACCCAUCUUCCUUAGUACCUUUAUUUACUUUGUCACUCUGUUAGUUUUUAAAUUAUGCAGAUAUCUUUUAUGUUCACAAAGCAACAGCAAGACAAUUGUUAAAAACUAAUAUUCAGCUUGCUUCUCACUGCCCCAAACUGGUCAGUCAAUUCUUGGUAACAUGAGAGAAUUAUUCACCAAAACAGGGAAGCCUAAAACUUGAACACCAUUAUGCCUUCUAACAACUUUCUCCAAUUCUGUUCCUACUUCUUACAAGUCUAGAUUAAGCUGUUAAAGAUUUAGUAAAUCUGAGACAUUGGGACAAAAUGUGUGCAUUUGGAAUGAAAUUGUCAGUGUUUUUGCAUCACCGUUGGAGAUUUAUGACCUAAAGCCCAGUUGAGAGCAACAAUUUGUACUCUUGUCAAAAAUGUUUUGUGUUGAGGUCAUUGCAACAAUUUAGUUUUCUUAUUUAUUGAUCAGUCCUCUGUUUGCACCCCCAGAGGGAGGCCAGAGGUCGAUGUAAAUUGGAAAUAUCUCACUGAAUACUGCUCAAAAAUGAACGUUUUAAUUAUAAUAGUAAUAUUUUCAGGGUUGUUUUUUUUUGUUUGUUUGUUAUAUUUUCUUGGAUUUGGUCCAAAACAGUGUUUACCAUCAUUUCAGCGAACGGCAAAUUGCCUCAUCACCUAAUGUUUCCUACAGUCUCCUUGGAGAUGCUGGUUGUUCUGUGUGUAAGUCGUCAACUUGUUGCUGCGAGUGAUUCCUUUACCUGUACCUCUGUGUUUGUGUCAACCAGUGAUUGUCGCCGUGGUUCCUCCGUCUGUGGUUGGAGAUUACGAGCCGUUCCGUGUGUCUGUAAUCUCUCUUUCUCUCUCUCUCUCUGUGUGAUCAGCAGAUAUGUCUUUUUCACCAGGCCUCCACAGGCUCACCUCCCUGGGAAAAACACACUGUCCCCCGUUCCUUCGCAACUUGUAAAUCGCCCAUCUGUCCUCAGAGGAACGGGGGAGGAGGUUCGCUUGUUCAAAGCAGUCGAUUUCUGCCUGAAGAGGUUUUGCUGAGAGCAGAGCCUCCUGAGCUUGUGGACUUGUGAAGAAUAUUUUGCACAUACCAUUUUUCUUCAGCAGCGAUUUUUUUUUUUUUUUUUUUUUUGCCUUCUGCCUAUAACAGCAGUUAUGAUAAACCAACUAUUAUGCUUGUAGAUACAAGAUAGUACUUGAUAUAUAUUUUUGUUUAGUUAUGUUUUUGUUCAUUCUACAUGUUUUGUAGUACUGCUUUUUUUUCCAUGAUUGCGUCUGUCGGUAGAACAGAUGUGGGGUCAACAGUGAAAGUGCUCAUUAUGUUUGUUUUGUUUUUUUAAAUAAAGAUAUUCCUCGUUUGUA